Messenger RNA from Branchiostoma belcheri (Belcher's lancelet), 1677 nucleotides. RefSeq lists its product as uncharacterized. The record is from RefSeq and is a predicted model, not a curated record. Lineage: Eukaryota; Metazoa; Chordata; Leptocardii; Amphioxiformes; Branchiostomatidae. The transcript is spliced from 8 exons. The coding region runs from base 142 to 1677 and encodes 511 amino acids. Gene Ontology annotation, biological process: carbohydrate metabolic process.
CGCCCUCUUGAGACAGACGACGGUAGCGCAGAGGGAGAUAAAGCGGCUGGCAGAUCAGUACACGAACCUACUAAAUCCGCCAAGCCCUAAAACUACAACAGGAGAACGUCAAACUGAAACAGAUUCCAAAGGUCUUGAACAAUGGAGUCACCUCGAUCACGACACCUCUUCUGUGUCAUCGCGUUCCUGAUUGGCUGGUUCUUGGGUUGCAUCUUUACGUCACAUUACACAAUCUUCUGGGACAACAAAUGUUCAGAGAGACCAACGCCAAGACGAGAAGAUUCGCCAUAUGAAGGCUUACCAUGGAUGAAACCACUCGCGCGACAUUCUGACGGACGUCCAGAGAAGAUCUUUCUGGACGUGGGCGGUAACGUCGCCUCGAGUGUGCAGAUGCUGCGGGAGACGUACCCCGGCGGGAAGGAGUUCUUCGUCCACUCCUUCGAGCUGGACCCCAGGAUGGCUCCCUACUUCUCUCCCUAUCCCGACCACGUGCUGCACUGUCCGAUUGCUGCCUCCAACAAGACCGGUCAAAUGACGGCAUACGCCGAGGCCGCCUGGUCACCAGACAUUGGACUGUACCACAGGAAGUACGUGAAAUGGGGAGGAGGCACGCUGUUCGUCCGUGACGACGUGAAAAAUGACAAAGAUGGCGGCCCGCAGAAGUUGACUCACCGCCACACAGUCGACACCUUGGACCUGUCCAGCUGGAUCCAGGACAACACCAGGCCGGAGGACUACGUGGUCCUGAAGAUGGACAUAGAAGGUGGAGAGUUCGAUGUCUUGGAGAAAAUGCUGGAAGAUGGCACCUUCAAGUGGAUUGAUAAGUAUUACGGCGAGUGGCAUCUCAAGUGGUCUGUGGCAGGUUGGAGCAUGGAACAGAAGAAAAAACUCAUCGCUGACUUGAGGAAAAGUAUCACCAUCCCGACUCUAAGUUGGGAGGGGGAAAGGCGUAACUACGCAGACUUUGAAGCCAUCCAAGUCCCGGUCCCAGCAGACGUGCCAGGUUCACCAGGAACGGUCAUCUCCGGGUGUCCGGGCGGAGUAAAACGUGUCACCGUUACGGUACAAGCCGGGAUGAACGGCAAGGCUGCCUGUAAGCUGGUGGAGACCAUCGCGGAGCACAGCAGUAACCUGCCGGCCACCCUGUUCCUGUACGGGGACUUUGUGGAGGCCUACCCCGACCUGGUGGCGCGCUGGGCCGGGAGGUUCACCAUAGGAAUACGAGAGAGCCAACCUUUUACUCACGGUCACUUCGCCAUGAUGGGGGCCAACUGGGUACGCAUGAGUCUGGUGAGCGCCAUCUUGCGGCAUCGCGAGGUAGGACUGCAGCCCGCCUACUACCUACCUGACGUCAUGACCGCCAGAGUCCGGGAUGUAGCGCGAGGGAGAGGACUGAGGAUCAUUCAGCCAACCGUCAGAUUUCCUCCGGUCAACAGGACCACUAACGAACGCCUGAUGACAGAGGAGAAUUACUACAAGUUCACAGACGUCAUGCGUGUGCCUCGCGCUCUGCGAAUGCUGCAUGACCAGCUGUCUCCGGCAGGUGGCGUCCUGACCCUGGACUCCGACUACCCCGACAGCUACCUGAUAGCUGGAUAUCUGCUGGAUUAUCUGUAUGAGAACUCCGGAUUCGAUAUUGUCAGCCUCUCAGACUGUAUUGAAGAAAAACUCAAAUGA